CCUCUGGGAGCCUCCCUGGAUGAGCAAAGCAAUCCUCUGUUGAAGGGCAUGUUGGUGAGAAAUGGAGGAAGUUUUGAAGAUGACUUAUCCCUGGGAGCCGAAGCUAAUCAUCUGCGCAGUGAUACUCAAAUGGAAACAUGCAAUGGUGUGCUGGCGAAGGAGAGGAGGCUACAGUUCCACCAGAAAGGGAGAAGUAUGAACUCCACCGGGUCUGGAAAAAGCAGUGCGACUGUUUCAAGUGUUUCUGAAUUACUGGAGCUUUAUGAGGAAGAUCCUGAAGAAGUGCUCUAUAACCUUGGCUUUGGAAGAGAUGAACCAGAUAUUGCUUCAAAAAUUCCAGCAAGAUUUUUUAAUUCGUCAUCAUUUGCCAGAGGGAUAGAUAUCAAAGUGUUCUUGAAUGCCCAAAUACAGCGCAUGGAAGUGGAAAAUCCGAAUUUUGCUUUAACCAGUCGCUUUCGUCAGAUUGAGGUGCUUACCACUGUGGCCAAUGCUUUUUCUUCUUUGUAUUCUCAAGUCUCUGGGACUCCUUUGCAGAAAAUUGGUAGUAUGAAUUCAGUGUCUUCCAGCAAAGAGGCAUCCAGCCCUCCCCCUUUAAAUCGCAGCAAUACGGCCAGUCGGUUAAUGAAGACCUUGUCAAAGCUCAAUCUGUGUGGCACGCAGCAAGCUGACGGUAGUGGCUGCUCGACUCCUUCACCUGUUGAAAAAGGGAAAAGUCCAGCUGAACUAGAGAGUGAGGAAAACGAUGUUAAAAACGAAUCUAAAAAGUACCCUAAAAAGAAAGACUCUUCCUCUUUUUUGGCUACUGUAAAGGAGGAGAUAGCCAGUAGUCAAACAAAUGCUGCAGACACACGUAGAGCUGCAAACCUUCCUGCUGUGGCUGAUGAUAAGCGAGAGGGUUCUGUACCUCCUGCAGAUGUGCAGAGCAGCAGGUCAGAAAGCACCCAGGAUAGACUGUGUGAAGAACCCGAUCUUCUGGACUCACCAAGCCUCAGCAGCAGUUCCAGUACAUCCAACAGCAGCGCCUCGACACAAAGGCCACUUGCAGCAUCGCUGGGUAGAGACCCCUGUGCUCCCCUCGCAAACCCGUCCAUAAUGAAUCUAAUGCUGCAGCAGAAAGACUCCUUUGAGAUGGAAGAGAUCCAGAGUACAGAGGGGGAUCUACCACACAUUCCAGCUUCUCACCAGCUGGCGGUGACGAAGUCAAGGAAAGAUCAGCUGUUACGGACUGCGAGUCAGCACUCUGACAGCAGCGGCUUCGCUGAGGACUCCUCCACAGAUUGUUCUCCAUUUAACCAACUUCAGGUCCAGGAGUCUUUACAGGGCAUGGGAAGCAGUGCUGACAGUUGUGACAGUGAGACAACCGUGACGUCGCAUAGUGAGGAACAGAAGACACCGAUAGCCAAGGAACUGCCCUGUUUCAAUAAGUUUGAGGAGGAGGAAGAAGAUGGUGAUGAGGAUGAUGAUGAAGAGGAUAUUAUCUCUCAGGUAGAGAGAAGAAAGGUAGGGUCAACUUUUGAGAACAGAAGGAGUGAAGAUAGGAAAAUUAUUGACUAUGAAACUGAACAAAAUCAAGGAGGAGAAAGCAAGGCAUCUCAUAUGUUAGAGACAGUCCAAGGAGAGGUAAGCUCUAAAGAGGAAGACGUUUCCGGUGAGCAAAAAGAAUUGGACCUGUUGGAGGAAGGCAAUGUCUUUGAGUUUCCUCAGUACCACACGCACCAUAUCCUCAAGUCAGUGGAGUCUCUGGACCGUGGUGGCUCCUCCGCAUCAUCCGUGGACAGGGUUCAUGUUGCUUUGCAAAGAGCCGAGAUGAGGAUCGUCAGUACACCUGACUCCAGGGCUGGACGCACUCUGCUCAAGUCGAAAGACCUCCUGAGGAAGCAGAGACUCUGGUUUGCUGAAUCGGGCUAUCCUCUAAGGCGGUCUCAGUCUCUCCCAGCUGCAUUGCUGAAUCCAGUGAAAGUGGUGUCCUCUGUGAACGUCCAGUUAACUCCUGGAAAAGAGACUCGGUGUGGUCCUCCUUCUUUCACCUACAAGUACACACGUGUGGAGGAAGAUGAGAAAGCGACAUCUGAGAACGACAAAAGUGGGGACGAGGCAGCUGCCGGCCAGCCGGUGUGCAAAUCCACACUGUUCAUCGCACCUUCAUCCUCCAAAAAAGAAGUGCCCCAGACUGGGCCCAACAGGCUGUCGGAGGAGCCCAGUCCCACCAGGGUACAGAGCUGCUCGCUGCACGUGCCGGCCCACAUGUCCCAGUCGACAUGCUCCCUCCACUCCCUCCCCACUGAGUGGCAGGACAGACCGCUCUGCGAGCAUGUCAGGACACUGAGCACCCACAGCGUCCCCAGCAUCUCCGGCUCUUCCUUCAGUGCCUUGCUUUCCCCCUUGAGCUGUCCCUUCUCUCCAAGGCAUGCUGGAUUUCCUCAUCGACCUCAUGCCAUCAACCCACCUUCCACCCUGGAGAUGCAACCUGACAUCAGAAACUCUCUGCAGAACCUCUCACAGUACCCAGUGAUGAGGGGUCAGGAUCUUUCAGCUGCCACUGGUUACACUACUCAGAGAUCAUCCAUUCUACCUCUCUACGAAAAUACUUUCCAGGAGCUACAAGUGGUAAGGCGAAAUCUAAACUUAUUCAGAACCCAGAUGAUGGAUUUGGAGUUAACUAUGUUACGUCAACAGACAACAGUUUAUCAGCACAUGACAGAAGAAGAAAGAUAUGAAGCUGAUCAGCUACAGAGCUUGAGAAAGUCUGUCCGCAUGGAGCUACAGGAGUUAGAGAUGCAGUUAGAAGAACGUCUACUUGCUUUGGAAGACCAGCUGAGAAGUCUGCACAUGUCUUCACCUUACAGACCUCAGACACACAUAGGUAUGUAUGGAAGCAGAAGUGCUGAUAAUCUAUCAUGCCCUUCUCCACUGAAUGUCAUUGAACCAGUCUCUGAACUCAUUCGAGAGCAGUCAUUUCUGAAGUCUGAACUAGGUUUAGGACUGGGAGAUCUUGGACUGGAAGCUCUUCCAGCAGAGGGUACAGAGUCUAUCUUUUCCCAUGGAAACUCUGAUUCCUCUUCAGUGUGCUCUGGUCACGCAGGUAGAAAACCUGCUGUUGCAUCCUCUGAACUAACAGGAAAGUCUAAGAGUCACAGCAAGAAGUUAUACCGAGCCUCCGUUGCCUUAACGCCAGCUCCCCCGGUGAGAGUAGGUGCUGGACAGCAGGUGGAAAGCUCCGAGGAGCUUGCAGACUCCAAGCCAGAGGUGGAGCACAAACUUGAAAAAGUUCCUGUCAUGCCUUCGGUUGAUGAAAUCCACAAAGCUGUGGAGCAAGAGGAGCUGCAGCAAGUCAUACGGGAGAUCAAGGAAUCUAUUGUUGGUGAAAUAAGACGAGAAAUUGUAAGUGGGUUGUUAGCAGCUGUAUCACCCCAAAGCAGAUCUGCAACUGCAAAACAAGAUACACAGCCAUGAAACUGGUACUACAGGUAAUUGCUGUGGGAUUCUGCUUUGGGCAGCGUAUGCUGGUGGAAGUGUCAAGUUCUUUUUGCUUCAGGAGAUGUUAAAGCUGCUGAGAUAGGCUACUGUAUUCAACACUUGGUUCUCUGAUGUGUACCUUCCCUUGGGUUCAUCUAUAAAGACUUAGACACUUUAACUAGUUCAUUACUUUUCUUAAAGCAUCAA
This is a messenger RNA of Apaloderma vittatum (bar-tailed trogon), 3663 nucleotides long. RefSeq names its product sperm-specific antigen 2-like. Gene Ontology annotation, molecular function: signaling receptor binding. NCBI's taxonomy places the organism in Eukaryota, Metazoa, Chordata, Aves, Trogoniformes, Trogonidae. The record is from RefSeq and is a predicted model, not a curated record.